This is a messenger RNA of Dichomitus squalens LYAD-421 SS1, 927 nucleotides long. RefSeq names its product kinase-like protein. The record is from RefSeq and is a predicted model, not a curated record. The transcript is spliced from 2 exons. Bases 1 to 927 code for a protein of 308 amino acids. NCBI's taxonomy places the organism in Eukaryota, Fungi, Basidiomycota, Agaricomycetes, Polyporales, Polyporaceae.
AUGUCUGCGAUUCCUAAGGACAACGUUACCGGAUCCUCCGUCGAGUUUCCCUGCCAGUUUCCAGAGGGAAUUUUCAACCCAUUGAGAGACGCGAUAGAUGAUGUACUUCGGCUGCUCGGCAAAACGCUGAAACCGCUCGGCGAAGAGCUGUGGUCUAGGAAUGAGUUCCACGACCUUGGUGACGGUCGAGUGGCGAAGGUUGGGCCAACUGUAAAGAUCUACGAAGCCCGCGCGAUGCACUUCGUCCGCUCGCACACGAACAUCCCCAUUCCCGAGCUUCAUAUGGCCUUCGAGCACGACGGUCAGACGUACAUCGUUAUGGAGCUUGUCGAUGGCAUCUCUCUACGCGACGCCACGCACACUAAUGUCGACGGAUCUCCCAACCAUGGCUUAGGCCCUGGACUAGUUUCCGAUGACGAGAUGCUCCCUAUCAUCGAAGACUUGAAGAACGUGAUCGAAGAGUUACGACAGCUCGGUCGCCGCUUCCCCCCGAGGAAUCCGUGGUUCGGCGCGUGGCCAGAGGGCCCCCUCAGCAACUGCUACACUUGGGAUGAGCUUCCUACAGCGCCAUUUAACAACAUCGACGAGUUUCACGCAUAUUUUCUGGAACGCUUACGACCUAGAUGGACCGAGGUCUCGACAUACGGGGCUUUGGAGCGAGUCCGACGCGAAGCUCAAGACCAUGCACCAGUCCUGACGCAUGGUGACCUUGCUCCUCGAAAUGUGCUGGUGAAAGGUGGAAGAGUUGUUAGCGUCGUUGACUGGGAGACGUUCGGUUGGUAUCCGGACUUCUGGGAGAGGAUGGGGAUCGAAAAUGAGUCCUUGGAUCCUCGGACUCACCAGGCAAUCACUGCAGUGUUCGGCGAGAGACCUUUUGCCUCCGAAGUAUACUUCUAUGUCGAAGGCUGUUUGAACUUCCCAUACUGA